This is a messenger RNA of Peniophora sp. CBMAI 1063, 2091 nucleotides long. The record is from the annotation of a GenBank genome assembly. Lineage: Eukaryota; Fungi; Basidiomycota; Agaricomycetes; Russulales; Peniophoraceae.
AUGGCCGUGGCCCUGUACGCCUCUGCGGCGUCCUCGACACUGUUCAGGCUCAUCAGCUAUGUCUUCUUACGAGUGAUUCCCGCGACGUUUUGCAAAUUCCUGCUGCCUGCGCUUUAUGUCCUGUAUGCCUUACCAGCGCUGUUUAUCUCGACCGCGCCACCUGUUCCCCCGAAAGAAGAGAAGAAAGUCGAGGAGAAGAAGGAGGUCGUCAAGGCAAAUGGCAGCACGCCUGCACCUGCACCCAAACAGGAACCCGACUUGUUUUGGAAUCUCCUAUUAUCCUUCUCCGCGACACCCCUCACGAAAAAGGUUAACUUUGGGAUCAACACUCUGCUGCUACUCGCCGGUGUACACAUGGUGCUCCAACCCGUGCUCGACCCCGCACACGACGUGAUCUUCUCCCGCAUCGGUGCCGUCUCGCCUGAUUCGGCCAAGAUCGUCGUGCGUUUCCCGAAUACGACCUCCAACGCGACGGAGUCUUCCUUGCAGUUGUUAUGGAGGAAGGUGCCGGAGACGACGCUUUCGGGCGCUCCUAGCGUUGCUCCAUGGCAGAGCGGACCUAAACUCGAAUUGACGGAUGACGCCGACUGGACCGGCACCGCACAGAUUCGCGGUCUAUGGCCUAACACCCAAUAUGAAUACGCUCUCGCCGACACGAACAAGACCCUACUCGACUACCCCGCGACACCCCUCCGCUUCCGCACCUUCCCAGACCCCAGAAUCCCCGGCGGCUCUCACUUCCGCUUCUUGGCUACCUCCUGUGUUACACCCAACUUCCCCUACGUCCCUUUCCAAGGUCGCACCAUCAAGGGAUUCGACUACAUGGCCGUAUACCUCGCCGGCACACCCAAGAAACCCACUGCCGUCCCCGGCUACGCAUCACCCUUCGCCGGCGCGCAGAAGCCCGCUGAAGAGCCGUCUCCCGAGGAUGCUUCUGCUGAGUCUGUUCUCGACGAGCAUAGCGACUAUCUGCCGGUCGUUGGGGGCCAAGGUCUGACCGAGGACGUCGUUGAGGAGUUCAUCGAGCCCCCGCGCAACGAGUUCUUGAUCUUCCUCGGCGACUUCAUCUACGCGGAUGUGCCGUAUUACUUCGGCGCCAGCCUCGAGGCCUACCGUCGCCUAUACAGGCGCAACUACCAAAGCCCCAGCUUCCGCAAAGUCUACGAGCAGCUCCCCAUCUUCCAUGCCUACGACGACCACGAGAUCUUCGACAACUACGCUGGAAAGGAGAACGAUUCCUGGCCCUACCCCCCAGCCUCCGACGCAUUCGGCAUCUACGCUUCAAACGCCAACCCCGAUCCUCGCGUGCCCGGCACGCAGUACUACGACUUCCGCUACGGCGACAUCGCCUACUUCGUCCUCGACACCCGCCGCUACCGCUCAGGCGCGGACGUACCGAUCGAAGAACGAAGCAUGCUCGGCGACGCGCAGCUCGCUUCCUUACACGAAUGGCUCGCAAAGGCAAAUCAGACCGCAACUUUCAAGUUCAUCGUGUCAAGUUGCCCGUUUACGAGUCUUUGGAGGGUGGACGCACAGAUCGACUCAUGGGCAGCGUAUGCGAACGAGAAGGCCGCGCUGCUCGAAGUCCUGCACACCGUUCCCAACGUAUUCAUCAUCUCCGGCGACCGCCACGAGUUUGCUCAAAUCGCGUUCAACCCCGAAAACCCGACCCUACACACGGUCUAUGAGAUCAGCACGAGCCCGCUGAACAUGUUCUAUAUCCCCCUGAUUCACACGUUGAAGAGCGAGAGCGAGUGGACGGUGAGAAGGACCAGCACGUUUGAGGUGCCGAGUGAUGUGAAGGGUGAGGUUAAGACGGAGGAGGUUGAGAUUGAAAUUCCUGCGGAGAAGGUCGAAAAGUACUUGCCGAAUGGGAAUCACAAGUGGGCGACGUUUGAAGUUGACACGACCAAUGCACAAAGCCCGACGUUGAAGCUCGACGUACACAUCGACGGCAAAGUGGCCUACGAGCACACAUUUGCCGGUACUCCCGUCAAGCUGCGCUCCUCGAGCACCACGCUUUCCACCGUCACAGACGGACUGCGCGACAUCCUCGGCCGCGUCGGGUUCAACCCAUCCUCAUGGUUCUAG